Cinara cedri is the source of this 348-nucleotide messenger RNA. Lineage: Eukaryota; Metazoa; Arthropoda; Insecta; Hemiptera; Aphididae. The record is from the annotation of a GenBank genome assembly.
AUGUUUUUUUGCUCUUGGUUUUUACCAGAAAAUUUAGUCGGCAAUGUCUUUUCGUGUUUAAUUAAAAAUGCUCUUACCGAAAACUUUGAUUUUGCGGAUUAUACAUUUGACAGUUAUGUAUUCCCUGAUGCGGUUUUUCCACUAAUUUUAUGGGCUGGUGAACCUCCAGAAGAACUUGGAACGACCAAUGGACUAGAAUCGUUCCACCGACAUUAUAACUCACAGUUUUACAUUUCACAUCCUUCUAUUCAUGAAGUUGUUAAUAUAUUGUUAGACGUCCGAAGUGAAACUUAUUUAAAAAUUAAAAGUAAUAAAAAAAACCUCGAAAAGAACGAGAAGAUAAAUUGA